Messenger RNA from Centruroides sculpturatus (bark scorpion), 1825 nucleotides. RefSeq names its product uroporphyrinogen decarboxylase-like (gene Urod). NCBI's taxonomy places the organism in Eukaryota, Metazoa, Arthropoda, Arachnida, Scorpiones, Buthidae. The record is from RefSeq and is a predicted model, not a curated record. Gene Ontology annotation, biological process: heme biosynthetic process. Gene Ontology annotation, molecular function: uroporphyrinogen decarboxylase activity. Gene Ontology annotation, cellular component: cytosol. The transcript has a single exon. The coding region runs from base 112 to 1209 and encodes 365 amino acids.
UCACACCAAACGAGAAUGGACGACCUGUAAUAGAUUUCGGUGAUAAAAAGGUAGAUUAGCUUAUUACAUAUAAAUUAAAUGUUUUUCAUUUAGCUUUGUUUUAUCGUCAAGAUGCCUCAGAGUUUAUUUCCAGCUUUGAAAAACGACGUUAUAUUAAGAGCAGCGAGAGGAGAGAAAACGGAGUAUGUUCCUGUAUGGGUGAUGAGACAAGCAGGUAGAUACCUACCUGAAUUCCGAGAAUUAAGGAAUUAUUUCGAUUUUUUCCAUAUUUGUCGUACUCCCGAACUUGCCAGCGAUGUUACUCUUCAGCCAAUAGAGAGAUUCGAUUUAGAUGCAGCCAUUAUUUUCUCAGAUAUCCUGGUGGUUCCACAAGCAAUGGGAAUGACCGUCGAGAUGCUGCCUGGUGUGGGUCCGUCGUUUCCCAAACCUCUUGCUAGUCCUGCCGACUUGAAUGCUCUGAAGAAGUCUGUAGAUGUCGACAAGGAACUUGGUUACGUGUUUGAUGCUGUCACGUUGACGAGACAUAAACUCGGUGGCCGCGUUCCUCUGAUCGGAUUUAGCGGCUCACCCUGGACACUCAUGGGCUACAUGAUAGAGGGCGGCGGCUCUAAAACCAUGUCAAAAUCCAAGAAAUGGCUCUAUCGGUGGCCCGAAGCCAGUCACGAAUUAUUGGGUAUUUUGACGGAUGUGAUAAUUAAUUAUCUGGUUGGUCAGGUGAAAGCCGGGGCUCAGAUGUUACAGCUGUUUGAGAGUAAUGGAGGUUAUUUGGGACCGGAACAGUUCGGUAUAUUUGCAUUGCCUUAUAUAAAAAGAAUUCAGAGUGGCGUGAGAGAAAAGUUAAGAGAUGAAGGUCACGAACAAGUACCGCUUAUCAUUUAUGCAAAAGAUUGUCAUUACGCAUUAAAAGAUUUGGGAAUGGCAGGAUUCGACGUUGUUGGUUUGGAUUGGACUAUAUCCCCAAAGAGAGGGAGAGAAGAAGUGGGUCCGAAUGUCUCUUUACAAGGAAAUUUAGAUCCGUGUGCACUGUAUUCUUCUCAAGAAGACAUUGAAACAUUUGUUAAAAAUAUGUUGGAUGAAUUUGGUACCCAACAAUAUAUUGCUAAUUUAGGUCAUGGUAUUUAUCCGGAUGUAAGUGUAGAUAGCAUGAAAACUUUUGUAGAUGCAGUUCAUAAUUAUUCAAAAGAAAAAAAUAGUUCUUUAGAUAACUAAUUUUUCUGCAUUCAUAGACCAUAUUAUAAAGUAAACUUUAUCAUGUAGGAAGUAAUUUGUUUUUCAAAAUAUUUGAAUAUAAUUAUUGCAUAAUCGAGAAUACAUGUUUUUUGUAAUGUUGUCGUCAUCUUAUUAUUUUCAUGCUUAUCAAUUUGUUGUAUUUGAUAUAAACUUAUAAGAUUUUUAUAUGGAUCAUUUUAACUACCGAUUAUAAAUAUUGUUAGUAUAUUUAUUUUAAUUAAUAAAAAUUGAUUUGUUUAUUUAAUUAUAUUUAAAAUUUUUGGAUAUUAUUUAAUAUUUAUCCAUUGUUUGUUUGAUUCUCCAAGUAUUGUUUUAAGUGCAAACAACUCAUCUUCCAUAUAUUUUUCUAAGAAUCAAAAGUAAGAUUAUAUUUGUAAAAUGAAUAAAGUAAAUAGGUUUAGAAAUAGGAAUCCAAACAACUAAUUCUUAUUAAGAGUUAUUUGCACUGAAAAUAUAAUAAAUGAUACUAUGAUGAAAUUAUAUGGUAAAUGAUAGCCAAGUUACUGCUUGAAUAAACUGGUAAAGAAAAUAAAAAAUGAAAAUUAAUUUUAUGUAAUAAAUGUUAAUGGAAAAUGUAUUUGUUAUUUUAUCUAAA